AUGGGCAGAAAGAAGGGAAGUGAAAGAAAAAAACAAGCAAUUGGAUCUAAUAUCGGUAAAAAGAAAUGUCUUCCUACAUACAAAGCUAAAAAGCAGCAACGGUUAAGAAAGCUGAAAGAUUUAUCAUCAAUUCUGCGACCAAAAGCGUAUAAGAAGAUUGAAAAUGGAAAAAGUAAUGCAAUGCGGAUCCGGUUAGCUGCAAAUACAAAAUAUCAUAUAGACCCAGCUGCCGGAUACAGCAGUAUAAUAAAGCUUUACAUAGAUGCCGAGAAGUCCGAUAAGGCGAAGGAUAAUCUCGAUGAAAAACUGCGAAAAAUCGAAUUAAUGAAACCAUUGUUACCACCAAAAAUAAUCAAAGAUCGUAUGCUGAAGAUGGCCUUGCAAAACUUGAAAUCAAAAACAUCAAAAGUGAAAGAUGAAAAAAUUUCAAAAGAGUACACAGCUGGCAAUUCAACAUAUAUCGAGAACGAGCUUGACCUGCAGUUGUUAAAAAUCGCAGCUUCUAUAAAGGGUCGUACCACAGCCAAAUAUCGUAUGAAGAACAUUGAAGCGGAAUCAGCAAAAUUUAGCAUUUCAGAUAUGCAGAAACGUAUUAGUGGUGUGCGUGAAACCAGUAUCGAGAAUAUCGAUAUUUUUGAAGGUUUAAACCGGUCUGACUUUACUCAGAUCAAAAAGUUUCAGCACCUGAAACGCAUCUGA
This is a messenger RNA of Brettanomyces bruxellensis, 699 nucleotides long. RefSeq lists its product as uncharacterized. The transcript has a single exon. The record is from RefSeq and is a predicted model, not a curated record. Bases 1 to 699 code for a protein of 232 amino acids. NCBI's taxonomy places the organism in Eukaryota, Fungi, Ascomycota, Pichiomycetes, Pichiales, Pichiaceae.